This is a messenger RNA of Mizuhopecten yessoensis (Yesso scallop), 1158 nucleotides long. Its product is annotated as violet-sensitive opsin-like. Gene Ontology annotation, cellular component: membrane. The transcript has 2 exons. Gene Ontology annotation, molecular function: G protein-coupled receptor activity. NCBI's taxonomy places the organism in Eukaryota, Metazoa, Mollusca, Bivalvia, Pectinida, Pectinidae. The record is from RefSeq and is a predicted model, not a curated record. Bases 1 to 1158 code for a protein of 385 amino acids. Gene Ontology annotation, biological process: G protein-coupled receptor signaling pathway.
AUGAACGGAAGUAAUAAAUGUGACAUGGAGGACUAUCCCCGUGACAUCUACUGUUACCCGCACUCCGAGGUAUGUGUCAGACCGACAUUAGUGGGAAUCCAGAUAGUUUUCCUUGUGUGUAUCAUCAUACUGAGUGUGACGUCAUGCGCCCUGCUGAUCUACGUCGUCCAUAGGACGAAAUCGAUGACGACAUCGAUGAAGGCAUGCAUCCUGAGUCUGUCGACUGCCUACCUCCUAUCGUCCGUGUACCCCAUACCUAUACUGUGCUAUUCCAUCGUCUACUCUCACCUCGUCCUAGCCGACAUCGUAUGUCGCUCGUCUCCGAUAGUUGUCAUGGUGACGUCCAUAUCCACUAACUGGACACUAGCUCUGAUUGGUAUGGACAGAUUCCUCACCAUCUUCCGGCCAUUCACACACUCGCUAACUAUGGACUUCCGCAAGAGCCUUGCAAUGGUCAUGUCAACCUGGUGUAUCGGGAUCAUGUUUUCUGUCCCGCCAUGUUUAGGGUGGGGAGGUAUCAGCAUCUGUUUCCAGCCGAGAAGUCUUCAGAUCUGCGGAAUCACGUGGAUUACCUCAAGGGCGUUUUCCUACACAACGUGGUGUCUGACUGUUAUGGUACCGCUCUGCCUUCUUAUAUUUUGUUACUUGAAGAUCGCGUUGUUGGCGCGGUCGUUAAUUGACCCUUGUCAUAGGGGCAAUGAUGACAUACGAACAAUACGUGGCCACACUCCUCCCCCUCGACGGCGACUGGUGGACAGAACAAGAUCAGUUGCUUCCUGUCUCAAGACAUUCAAAAUAGUUAUCAUCAAUAUAGGCACCAUAUGUCUGUGUUGGGCUCCCUAUUCCGUGUUGUCUGCACUGAGCCUGGACACCGACAGAGCUACUAUCACAUAUACACAGGAUUUUGUGGGGUACUGCCUACUCUUCCUACCCAACUUUGUCAAUCCUCUAGUGUUCAUCGCCUUUAACGAAGACUACAGGGGCAGCGUUACUCGGCUAUGGUACCGAGGAAUGAGACCAGUAAGAGUGAACUCCGUCCAGGCACGUCCACGUCUCACGCUUGUGUCCACGGAUCGUGAUAACACGGUCACAACCACAGCUGGAAAGAGCGUGCGAGCACCGAAUGGACUGUCUCGAGUGUUUGUGCGCCAUGUUUAG